Geodia barretti is the source of this 858-nucleotide messenger RNA. The record is from the annotation of a GenBank genome assembly. Lineage: Eukaryota; Metazoa; Porifera; Demospongiae; Tetractinellida; Geodiidae.
AUGGCGGUGAUGGUGGCCGGCCUGGUGUUCGCGGCGAACCUGCGCGAGCAGGCGCUGCGAGACCAGCUCGACCGCACCGCCAGGACCGGCAGCCGCGCGCUCUGGGGCAAGAUCGUCGAGACCGGCGUGCAGCGCAUGCGCGAGCGCGCGCCGGUCGUCACGCAGAAUCAGGCGCUGCGCGCGGCCCUGGAGAGCGGGGACCCGGGAGAGAUUUCUCAGGCGGCGCAGGUGGCGCUCGGGGAGUUGCGGGACACCGGCGACGUGACCCGCCUGGAUCUGGUUUCGCCCACCAGGGAGGUUCCGUAUUCCUCCAUGCCGGCAUUCGAGCCGGCUGCCGCCGCCAGCGACGACGCGCUGGCGCGCAUGAUCGAGCGAGGGUGGAGCGGCGGCGGGGUGGCGAUCGACGCCGAGCGCAACGUCACCCUGUCCGUGGGCGUGCCGGUGUAUGACGCCGACGGCGCCCUGCUCGCGGUAGCCAUCCUUGCGACGGACAUCCUGGAGGCGCUGACCGAGCUGAAGGCGGACACCGGGGCCGAGGCGCUGAUCGUGAACCGGCGGGGUCGGCUGCUGGUGGGGACCGAUCCGGCAGUCUGGGAGCGCAUCGGCGGCACGGGAUGGCUGGCGGGAAGCACGUCCGAGCCGGUGCGCUCAGGCGACCAGGUGUUUUCGCGCGCCGCGUUCCCGCUGGAUGCGGAGCUCGGCAACCUGGUGGCGAGCGUGGUGACGGUCCAGGACGUGAGCGCCGUCUACGCCGACCAGCGGCGGGUCAGUCUGAUCACGCCCUGGCGGGAGCGGGAUUCGUGCUCGUGUCGCUGGUCGGCCUCACGCUCUAUCUGCGGAGCGCGCUCUCGCGCCUGA